Molecule: messenger RNA, 1206 nt
Organism: Halteromyces radiatus
Lineage: Eukaryota; Fungi; Mucoromycota; Mucoromycetes; Mucorales; Cunninghamellaceae
Exons: 4
Coding region: 101-1114 (337 amino acids)
Molecular function (GO): protein binding
Source: RefSeq, a predicted model, not a curated record
GUUACGUUCCCCUUCCUUCCUUUAUAACCCAUUACACUCUUUUUCUUUUUCUUUUUCUUUUUCUUUUAAUAGUUAGUUACAUUCAUUUUUCCUUUUUAUCAUGCCUUCUACUGAUAAAAGUAAAUUAUCGCAUAAUCCUUUCCUUUUAGCUACUACCAUCAUUGCUGUAUGUUCUUUACUUGUAUCAUUGGCUGGUGCUUUUGCAUUAAAGGUAUUACAAGGUGCUUGGUGGGUUGUGGUUUAUCAAGUUAUUAUUGUUUUGGGUCAUGCUUUGAUCUUUAUGCGUGGUGUGUUGUCUCAUUAUCGACUUGCUAUGUUGACAAUGUUAGCUGUCAGUAUUCCUUUAUUAACCAUUCAAAUUGAUUAUAUCUUGCAAUAUUCCAAACCAGCUCAACUCAACAGAACAGCAGCUAAUGCUUAUGCAGCAGGUUACAUUGGUUUAGUCAUCAUACAAUAUACAUGGGUUCUUGUCUUGGGAAGUGAACCUAAAAGCUAUUUGGGUCAAUUGGCUCAAGAUGAUCGUUCUAUGGCCAGUAGUAUUGUUGAACCCCAAUUCUAUUCUGAAAAACAACACAUUAAUUCAUCCAAUAUUCAAGAUGGUGCUAAUCUUCAUGCUGCUGAAUCAAUUCAAGAUUUUUCUCAAGUUUUUGUUCCUCAUGCUAUUACCACUCCUGUUAAUCAACAACACAUUCAUCAUCAUCACCAACAACAUCAGCAACAGCAACAACAACAACAACAACAACAACAACAACAACAACAACAACAACAUCAACAGGAUCAACAGGAUCAACAACAGCAACAGCAACAACAACAACAGCAGCAGCAGCAACAACAACACUUACAAUCGCAAUCGAUGGCAACAUCAUUAUCUACAUCACCAUCAUCAUCAACACCUACUCCUCCUUCACAUAUCAUACAUGAUGUAGACUUCAAAGAACGAGUAGAAGCCAUUCAUUCAUACCAAGCCAAUCCUCAAGAUGCAAAUGAGCUUGAUUUUGAGAAGGGGGAAAUAGUGGAAAUUGUCGAUCGAAAAGGCAACUGGUGGCAGGCACGAAAGGCUGACGGAAGAAUCGGUAUCAUACCUUCAAAUUAUUUCCGGUCAUUACAAGGAUGAUCAUCAUGAUAUUGUUUUCUUAGUUACUUUGUUACUUUAUCACUUAGAAAGUGGAUCUCGUUUUGACACUUUUAUAUAUUAUAUAACUAUUU